Molecule: messenger RNA, 534 nt
Organism: Epithele typhae
Lineage: Eukaryota; Fungi; Basidiomycota; Agaricomycetes; Polyporales; Epitheliaceae
Exons: 3
Coding region: 1-534 (177 amino acids)
Source: RefSeq, a predicted model, not a curated record
AUGACCGGCGAACAGGCCGCAGCAAUGUCGGAUCUCUCAUCUCAACUUCACUACGCUUGGUAUUACUAUCAGGCGACCCUCAUGAACGCGGACAGUCAAAAGACAUACGACCUGGAGCUACGCUCCCUGAUCAUACGACUUAACCGGCAGUACGCACAUUGGGGCGGCGCAAAUCUUAAGUCCUUACCGUCUUUGGCCCUCGCUGCAAUCUAUGAAAAUGAUCGAGUUAUAAAGAUUCUCCGACGGAAGCUACGCCCCGGGCAGUAUCUAAACGAAGCGCAAGUUCGAGACAACAUCCUUGUUGCACACCUCAUUCCGAUCAAGGACGGCUCUUUACCGGGGCAGUUUGAAGGAGCAAGUAGAAUUGCGCAAACCCCGGACGACGGCGGCUGCAACUUCAAACUUUCCAGCGUUCCGCAGAUGUACAAGCGGCCCGCUGGUCUCCAACGGAUAAACCGUCGGUCGCUUUCAUGCCAGGGCGAGAUGUUUAUAGAUCCAUUGCGCUGGCGUACAGAAGAUUGCAAGACGUUCUAA